This is a messenger RNA of Mercenaria mercenaria, 610 nucleotides long. RefSeq names its product insoluble matrix shell protein 6-like. The record is from RefSeq and is a predicted model, not a curated record. The transcript is spliced from 4 exons. The coding region runs from base 122 to 487 and encodes 121 amino acids. Gene Ontology annotation, molecular function: protein binding. NCBI's taxonomy places the organism in Eukaryota, Metazoa, Mollusca, Bivalvia, Venerida, Veneridae.
CCUACCAGGCGUGAAAUUGAAAAGUUUAAAAGGGAUCUCUUUUCAACCACAAAGCACCAGCACGGAGUUAGAAGUGUUUAUUGCAUUUACAGGUAUACCCGCUGUAAGGCAGAACACCAUCAUGAAGGCAAUUUUAAUUUUGUGUCUUUGCAUUGUUGCAGUUCAUUCGAGAGCAGGAAGGCGAGACAGACCAGAUUUUGAUUGCGGUAGAUGGUGUAGAAGUGAUGGUUAUAAACCCGUAUGCUCAACAGAAAAUAAAAAUUACGACAAUGCCUGCUAUCUUGAGUGCAAUUGGAAGUACAAAGAAUGUGAUGGCAGAUGCCCAUGCUACAGACCAAGCAUACCAGACAGGCCAGAUCCUCGAGGACCAUUUUGUUAUUGUUCUAAGUACGACCCAGUUUGCACAAACGAAGGAACUGUAGACUGCGAGAGCAAAGCAAAGUGCGAAGGAAAGUAUGUUUUCUAUGACAGUCCAUGCAUGGAUUAAAAACAACGCAAGGAAAACACAGUGUGAAAUGAUGUUUUGAAAUGAUUUUUACUCAUUUUGACGUAAAUGUCUCAGAUUGUAUGUUUAUUUCUUAUUGUUGUGAAAUAAAGCCUGUGUAUCUUA